Monoraphidium neglectum is the source of this 1644-nucleotide messenger RNA. Its product is annotated as putative U3 small nucleolar RNA-interacting protein 2. Bases 1 to 1644 code for a protein of 547 amino acids. Lineage: Eukaryota; Viridiplantae; Chlorophyta; Chlorophyceae; Sphaeropleales; Selenastraceae. The transcript has 7 exons. Gene Ontology annotation, cellular component: small-subunit processome. The record is from RefSeq and is a predicted model, not a curated record. Gene Ontology annotation, molecular function: snoRNA binding; protein binding.
AUGUCGAAGCGCGUGAAGCGGCCUGUUGACAAGGGGGGCGGCCGCAAGAAGCCACGCAAGGGGGGUGCGGCAGAUGCAGACGGCGAGGAUGCGGGAUUCUUCCUGCUAGGAGAUGACGAAAAGCAGAAGCAGCAGCAGCAGCAACAGGCAGAGGAGAGUGAGGAUGAACAGGUGCACGAGACGGCGGAGGAGAAGCGCCUGCGGCUUGCACGCGCCUACCUCGAUCAGAUGCGGGAGGACGACGACGAGGGCGGGGAGGGCGAAGAGGACGAUGAGGAGCGCCGCGGCGUGACGGGCGGCCGGGACAGGCUGGCGGAGCGCCUGCAGCAAGACGCGGCAGAGGCCCAGGGCCGCCUCCAGCGCAUCCUGGCCAACCGCAUUAGCAUCCCCGACCAGACGCGCCCCGCACCGCGCGUGGAAGACUGUGACUCUGAGAGCGGCAGCGACGCCGAAGACGAAGCAGAGGCAGCGGCAGCAGCGGACUCCUUGGCGGCGGCAGCGGCGGCGGGGGCGGCGGCGGGCCUCGGCAACGGCGCGGCGCUGCCUUACGGCGCGGGGCGCUUCGCGGCGGCGCACCGAUCGUCGGCGACAGCGCUGGCGCUGUCGCAGGACGGGGCGACGGCGUUCACGGUGGGCAAGGACGGGGCCAUUUACAAGUGGGAUGUGGAGGCGAUGCGCAAGGUGCAGCUGAUGAGGCCCGGCGGCAACCAGCCGCAGCCGCUGCAGCCCGAGGCGGCUGAAUGGGUGCAGCGGCGCAGCGGCGGGCAGGGUGUGCUGCGGGCGCUGUACGCAGCGGCGCUGUCCAGCGACGGUCGCUUCCUGGCAGUCGGGGGCGGCGACCGCAAGGUCCAUUUGUUUGACGCGGCCGCGGGGCUGCAUGUGGCGUCUUACCCCGGCCACCGCGACAUCAUCAGCGGCCUGGCCUUCAAGGACGGCAGCCACACCCUUUUCAGCUCCAGCUUUGACCGCACCAUCAAGGUCUGGUCGGUGGACGACGGCGCAUACGUGGACACCCUGUUUGGCCACCAGGCGGAAAUCCACGGCGUGGACGCCCUGCGCCAGGAGCGCGUGGUCAGCUGCGGCCACGACCACACCUGCCGCGUGUGGAAGGUGCAGGAGGAGAGCCACCUCAUCUUCCGCGCGCACCGUCCAUCCGUGGAGUGCUGCAGGUUCAUCACUGGUACAGAGUGGCUGUCUGGCGCGGACGACGGCAGCCUCCAGGUGUGGACGCAGGUCAAGAAGAAGCCGGUCAGCAUAUACCGCGGCGCCCACAGCUGCCGGCCGCACGCGGCGACGCCAGCCGCGCCGCCCGCGAAGGGGAGCUGGGCGACCGCCAACUCAGAGGCGGUCGGGUGGGUGCAGUCCGUCGCGGUCGCGCGCGGUUCGGACCUGGCGGCGAGCGGCGCGGGUGACGGCGCGAUACGGCUGUGGGCGGUCGAGCAGAGCAAACACGGCGGCGCGGGGUUCCUGCGGCCAGUUGGGGACCUGCCGGCCCUCGGGUUUGUCAACGGGCUCGCCAUUGAGCGAGGCGGGCGCUUCGUGGCAGCGGCGGUGGGCAACGAGACCCGGCUUGGGCGGUGGGGCCGGGUUGAGGGCGCGGGCAACGGGCUGCUGGUGCAUCCCCUGGUCGUGGCUGACGAGUAA